This is a messenger RNA of Lolium perenne, 1906 nucleotides long. NCBI's taxonomy places the organism in Eukaryota, Viridiplantae, Streptophyta, Magnoliopsida, Poales, Poaceae. The record is from RefSeq and is a predicted model, not a curated record.
AUGGACCUGAACAAGUGUACACAGCAGACAAAUAACAUGCUUGUUCAGAUCUUUUUUUCCAAACAGGCAAACGGUUCACGCACUCUGUGGUCCCUAGAUCACUCAUCUCUAUCCCCUCCUCUCCGCAAGCCCUCUUUCACACGCCAGAGGAAUAUCGCCGCCGACGGCUCAAGCCAGCGUCCUCUCCGGCCGCCGCGCUUUGGCCUUCUUUGCGCCCCUCCCUACGCCUUCUCCCCACCCCCAUCCGGCCAGCCCACUCCCCACCCCACGAACUCGAGGGAUAGCUUGCCCCGCCACCGACGGGAUCAGAGAUCUUGGCGGAGGCGCUGGUGGUGCCCGUGCCUGCGCUCUAGAGGAGAAGGGCGGCGUCCAUGGAGUUUGUCGCUGGGGAUAGGGGAAUCAAACGGCGUCAUCGCUCUCAAGGGCCGCGUCCAGGGGCGGAAGACGGCGGCGCGGCAGUGGCUUAUAUGGGGGAGGCACGGAGGAGGAGCGGGGGAUCUGGCGGCCACCGGCGUCCAGAGGCGCGCUGCAGUGGUGCUCCACUUCAACGACCUCCCUCUACAUGGCGAGGUGCCGUUACCAUUGCAGUCAAUGGGAGAAGUUACAAGUGAUAUCCAACGAGCAAUUUGAUAGUUAGUCCUCGCCUGAUUGGGUCCAUUCCUUUGGCAGAACUGACCAGCCUCAAUUAGGCCAUUACUCGUCAGAGUAUUGUUGGACUUGAUCUAGCACCAGUGAGGAGUAAAUUUGGUAGAAAUUGUGAGACUUAAAAUGUUGCAGACCUGAUCCAUGGACUUAAUUAGGAGUAGUUUUCCUAGUUAAGGUCACAGUACACUGACAAAACCAAGCCAUCAGCCAUGCUGCAUGCACGAGCUUUGUACACACACCAUAAGUAGGUUUCAACUUUCAAGAGCUCAGCAGUUGGCGCUACCGAGAAUCGAUAGCCAUCCUGCUAUUUUGUACAUCUUGAAAAAUCGAAGGAUGUAACAAAUAGUAGUUUUCCCCGGGAGACUGCAUAUAUGAAACAUGGGGGCAUAUAUGAAACAUGGGGGCAUGUGAAUCCACUUUUUGAAAAGUUCCUUUUAUGAUCUUAAAACAUGUUUUAAAAAUCGAAACACAAAAUGAUUUCCCAGAUGAUCUCAAAUAUGUGCCCUGGACAUGAGUUUCGUGACGAAACAAUCUUUUAUUUUGUCUCGGCAAAAACGUGAAAUUUUGCAGGGCUAUAUAGCAGUAUAUAUAUGUGACGUAUUUUCAGAAUUUUUUAAUAUUUGGAAAAUGCAUUUCCAACUAGGGUUCACAUGCACCCAGGUUCAAACCGGACUUUUCAUUUUCCCCGGUUCUAUUAGUAACUUUUGGAACUGGAUGUACUUUCGAACUUUUUUUACAUCUAGAAUGAUGAAAGAUUCAAGUUGUGUUUUCCCCAAAUCUAGAUGAAACUUAUGCAUGUCGGUGUAUCUUUUAUCCUUUUUCUGCAUCCAGAAAUUUGAAUGGAUCAAGUAAAACACUCGUAUUUUCGUGAUUCUGGUGCAUCUAUGGUGCAUCUGGAUGUAUUUUUUCUCUUUUCUACAUACAGAAUUUUGAAUGGAUGAUGUAAAACACUAGUAUAUUUGUGAUCUCAGGUUUGGUUCAUCCGGAUGUAUUUUUUUCCCUUUUUCUACAUCCACCGCUGCCAUUUAGUAUAUUUUCAAGUGAAAGGAUGUCUUUUUUUCUAUUUCCUACAUCCAGAAUUUUGAAUGGAUCAAGUAAACACUAGUAUAUUUGUGAUCCCAGGUUUGGUUUCAUCCGGAUGUAUUUUUUUUUUCUUUUUUCUACAUCAACUGCUGCUAUCUUGUACAUUUUCAAUUGGAAUCACAACUUUCUGGCAAUAGUAGUUGUGAACUGGAGGAAGGAAAAAGCGGUGGGGCCCUUC